GUGGCGGGGAGCCGGAUCCCGCCGCCACCUCCCGCCGCGACCGGGUGAUGGCUGCGAGGUGGAAGGCGGGGGGGAGAGACGCAAGCCAUGUUUAAAACAAACUACACCCUUCUCCUCGCCUCCCGCGGCAGACCCUCUCCAGAGGGUGCUGAAGGCAAGGAUGCAGCAAAAGUAACUAAACAAGAGCCCACAAGACGAUCAGCAAGAUUGUCAGCUAAACCUGCUCCACCAAAACCUGAACCCAAACCAAGGAAAACCACGAAGGAACCUGGAACAAAGGCCAACAAAGGUGCUAAAGGGAAGAAGGAUGAAAAGCAAGAAGCUGCAAAGGAAGGUACUACACCAUCUGAAAAUGGUGAAAAUAAAGCUGAAGAGGCUCAGAAAACUGAAUCUGUAGGUGACAAGAAUGAAUGAAAUAUCAUGAAAAUUUUGGGUUGAUUUUAUGUACCUCUCGGACAACUUUUAAAAGAUAUUUUUAUCAAGUAUUUUGUAAAUGCUAAUUUUUUUAGGACUAUGAUAGUUGACAUAUUAAACUGUAUAUGAACAUUUCCCUUCUCAUAACAGUGCUUUUAGAAAUUCCCAUUGUUGCCAAGUAAUAUAAAUAUCAACUUAAUAUUGCAAGGUAUGUGUAAAAUUGGAUCGGCAUUCCAUACACUUGCUUUAAGAAAUUAAGUCUUGUGCAUAUGGUGAUGUUUUUACUGUGCGUAUUUGAAUUUUUCAUGCAGUUUUUCUAGAGCAAUAAUCAGUGGUGCUUUUGUACUUAGGGUUUAUGUGAUUUUAAUGAAACAUGGAUAGAUGUGGCCACCUGCUGACUAUUUUGGGUUCUUUUAAUGGAUUAAAAUAAAAGGUCUCCUUGCCUGCGAAACUACAGCCUCCUAAUGUUUUCUCUAAAUCUGAGGAAUGCCUUACUCCUGUUUUCAACUGUUAUGAGGAAGACUAAAUGAUUUGCAUGCAGUCUGUUUGCUUUUUUGCUGAGAUCUGAUGAAAAAAUGCCCACACAGGAGUAGUAGGCUGGGAUUUUCAGUGGCCUGCAACUUAAGGGACUUACAGAUACAUUCUUCAGAUAUACUAUCAUGGGGUGAGUAGAGUUGUGCUCUGUCGGGAUCUUGUGUCUCUAAUGAGCUAUCAAUACAGAAUGAAUUGCUUGAUUGAUAGAGACGUACGAUAACUGUUAAAGUAGCUUUGCUUUUCCCCCACUCCUUUUUCAUUAACUAGAGAAGACUUGCAUCGUAUUCUGUGGAAACCUUUCUAUCUGCAGCCUCAAAUUUAAUAUAAAUAGUAAUUGCUGUUCUGCUUCAGCUGAGGACAGUUGUUAAUACAUUGAAAUCGCUGUUAAACAGCGCUAUAUGUUUGGUACCUGGUAGAAAUGGAACAACGGAAGUUAUUUUUGAGGUGAUUCUGGUGAUAUGGUGGAUUAGUUAAUGAUUUUUCCUUUUUUUUUAGUGGCCAUGUUUCAACUCUGCAGCUCAUUCUAAGCGCCUUUUAUAAUUUUUCUCCUUCUCUUUUCUCUAGGGGCCCUGGUAUUUCUAGUUACUUCUGGGAUGGGAGGGGUGAGAGAAAAGAUGUUCCCUGUUCUUCGGUAGCAUUGAUUUGUGUUGCUCAAGUGGUGGCCGUUAUGUCUGAGGAUACCAUUUGCUUGUUUAAGUCAAUAAAUAAAUGACUGUUGCCUGA
Chroicocephalus ridibundus (black-headed gull) is the source of this 1671-nucleotide messenger RNA. It is a transcript of the gene HMGN3, whose product is annotated as high mobility group nucleosomal binding domain 3. Gene Ontology annotation, molecular function: nucleosomal DNA binding. The record is from RefSeq and is a predicted model, not a curated record. Gene Ontology annotation, biological process: chromatin organization. Gene Ontology annotation, cellular component: nucleus; chromatin. The transcript has 6 exons. The coding region runs from base 88 to 414 and encodes 108 amino acids. Lineage: Eukaryota; Metazoa; Chordata; Aves; Charadriiformes; Laridae.